AUGCCGCCCUGGGGCGCCGCCCUCGCUCUGUUCCUGGCCGCGCUCGCCCUGCUCGGCCUGCUGGCCCCGCGGCUCCGGCGCCCCUGGAGGCGCGCCGUCGGAGCGAGGACCCUGCCCGGGGCCGCGGGCCAGGACGACGAGGAGGAGACGGACGGCGGAGGCCCCGCGGACCGGUUCAGCAGCGGGCGGGAGCCGCUGCCCGGCGGGAGCCGCCUCAUCUGUAAGCCGUCGGCGCUGGCCCAGUGCCUGCUGCGCGCGCUGCGACGCUCGGCCGCGCUGGAGCCGGCGCCCCGCUCCUGGCUUUCGGGGCCCCACCUGCAGACCCUGUGCCACUUCGUCCUGCCCGUGGGCCCCGGGCCUGAGCUGGCCCGGGAGUACCUGCAGUUGGCGGACGACGGGCUGGUGGCCCUGGACUGGGUCGUGGGACCUUGCGCCCGGGGCCGCCGGGUCACCAACGCCGGGGGCCUUCCGCCGGUGCUGCUGGUGAUCCCCAAUGCGUGGGGGCGCCUCACCCGCAACGUGCUCGGCCUCUGCCUGCUCGCCCUGGAGCGCGGCUACUACCCGGUCAUCUUCCACCGCCGCGGCCACCACGGCUGCCCACUGGUCAGCCCCCGGCUGCAGCCUUUCGGGGACCCUUCAGAUCUCAAGGAGGCGGUCACUUACAUCCGCUUCCGACACCCGUCGGCCCAACUGUUCGCGGUGAGCGAGGGUUCGGGCUCGGCGCUGCUGCUGUCCUACCUGGGUGAAUGCGGCUCCUCCAGCUACGUGACGGGCGCCGCCUGCAUCUCGCCGGUCCUGCGCUGCCGCGAGUGGUUCGAGGCCGGCCUGCCGUGGCCCUACGAGCGGGGCUUUCUGCUCCACCAAAAGAUCGCCCUCAGCAGGUAUGCCACGGCCCUGGAAGACACAGUGGACACCAGCAAACUGUUCAGGAGCCGCUCCCUGCGAGAGUUUGAGGAGACCCUCUUCUGCCACACCAAGAGCUUCCCCAUCAGCUGGGAUACCUACUGGGACCGCAACGACCCCCUCCGGGAUGUAGACGAGGCAGCUGUGCCUGUGCUGUGUAUCUGCAGUGCUGAUGACCCCGUAUGUGGGCCCCCAGACCACACUUUGCCCACGGAGCUCUUUCACAGCAACCCCUACUUCUUCCUCCUGCUCAGUCGCCGUGGAGGCCACUGUGGCUUCCUGCGCCAGGAGCCCUUGCCAGCCUGGAGCCACGAGGUCAUUUUGGAGUCCUUCCGGGCCUUGACAGAGUUCUUCCGAACCGAAGAGAGGAUGAAAGGGCUGAGCAGGCGCCGAGCAUCGUUCCUAGGGGGCCGGCGUCGCUGGGGAGCCCUGCAGAAGCGGGAGGUCUCUCCCUCCUCCAGUCUGGAGGAGAUCUUUAGCUGGAAGCGGUCAUAUACAAGGUGA
Messenger RNA from Cynocephalus volans (Philippine flying lemur), 1407 nucleotides. It is a transcript of the gene ABHD15, whose product is annotated as abhydrolase domain containing 15. Bases 1 to 1407 code for a protein of 468 amino acids. Gene Ontology annotation, molecular function: short-chain carboxylesterase activity; monoacylglycerol lipase activity. NCBI's taxonomy places the organism in Eukaryota, Metazoa, Chordata, Mammalia, Dermoptera, Cynocephalidae. The transcript is spliced from 2 exons. The record is from RefSeq and is a predicted model, not a curated record.